This is a messenger RNA of Amphimedon queenslandica, 753 nucleotides long. Its product is annotated as upstream-binding protein 1-like. The record is from RefSeq and is a predicted model, not a curated record. Gene Ontology annotation, cellular component: nucleus. Bases 1 to 753 code for a protein of 250 amino acids. Gene Ontology annotation, biological process: regulation of transcription by RNA polymerase II. The transcript has 9 exons. Gene Ontology annotation, molecular function: RNA polymerase II cis-regulatory region sequence-specific DNA binding; DNA-binding transcription activator activity, RNA polymerase II-specific. Lineage: Eukaryota; Metazoa; Porifera; Demospongiae; Haplosclerida; Niphatidae.
AUGAAUAAUUUACUAUUAUUGUCAAGAGAUAGUAAUGCCCUUUAUUUAACAGGACAAACUUAUUCUCUGAGACUCUCCUGCGAGAAACCAACGGAAUACUCUCUAUUAAAGAGUUCGAUCUCGCUAGAAUUUCAUGACCUCAGACUAAGGAACAGCGAAGAGACUCAAAUUCAGCAAUGGAUGAAUGACAACAAUGGACAGAGGAUGCUUGAGAUGGUUGCUGUGUCAUGCAGUGGUGUAUCAAAUAUACAGCAUCAUGAUGACUUCAUUAACUUUGCUAGUUUUGUGUGGGCCUCGCAUGAAGAAUCAGUAGUAUCAUUUAAGAUUAAUGCAUUAAGUAGUGAGUUCACUGCCAAGAAACACGGAGGAGAGAAAGGAGUCCCAUUUAGGCUAGUACUGAACACGUAUUCUAUACCAAGUAUUGAAGACACAGGAGGAACACACAUCUCAAAGUGUUUCUGUCUUGUUAAAGUUUUUAAGGAUAAAGGAGCUGACAGGAAGCAUAAACAUGAUUUACAGAAAAGAGAGAAGCUACAAUCAGAUGAAGCAGCUAAAUAUUGGGAGAGCUCUUCAGUCACUAAACUACAGCCGGUGCCAUUGUCAGCCAAGAGCUCAGAGCAACAGUUGCCAUUACAAGCCAGUUAUUACAGUCCAACUCUUCAGUCUUCUCAAUCUCCGUCUAAUGCUACGCCGUCUACUUAUUCACUUCCACCUGCACCUGAAUUUAAUAGCCCGCCAUUGUUCCUCAACUAG